Messenger RNA from Paramecium sonneborni, 1185 nucleotides. The record is from the annotation of a GenBank genome assembly. Lineage: Eukaryota; Ciliophora; Oligohymenophorea; Peniculida; Parameciidae.
AUGUUAGAUCGAAGAAGUUAAAGUCCAAUAGCUACAAGUCAGAGAAUGGGAACAGCAAGAGCAAUAUUUGAUUCAGGUUCUGAAUUAGAACCAACUAAACGAUUAACAAGAUCAAUUAGAAAUACAAGCACAGAACAAAAAAAAACAGAACAACAAUAAAUAAAUUAUUAAUAUGGAGUAACAGAAUAUAUAGAAAAAAACUGUAUUUAAAAUUAUUUAACUAGCUCCUAAUGAUGAUUAAAAUCUAAAUGAAUAGAAAAAAUAUCAAAAUUCAGAAUUAGACACUUACAGAACUAGUUAAGUUUACAAACCAUAAUAUGUGAAUGCAAAAUAGACUUCAUAAUUUAAUUAUUAAAGUCUAGACUAUAAAAAACCAGAAAGUGGAUCAUUUAUUUAGACAGGUACUUGAACUAAUAAUUAUGAUAGCAUAUAUCAAUACAUGUAUUAAAUAUUAUUAUCAAUCAAGAUUAAGAACCUUAAGGUAGUGUUCAUAAUUAUCAGAAUAAAACCACUUAUGAAGUUCCAAAGUAUGAAAAACAAUUUCAGAAUUAUGAAACAGAUUAAUUUUCCAAAUAAGAUUAACCUAAAGUUUAUUAGAAAUUUGAACCUUAUAAGUUUGAACCUAUAAAAUAUGAAUAAUUAGAUAAAUCAAGAGAUUUCUAAUCUUCAUAAAGAUCUAUUGUAUAACCCAAUUAAUCAAACAUGUUAAAAAUUAUUUAAAUAUUUAGAUAAACUUCAUAUAAUCCAUAUGUUUAAGACAGAAUUACUUUAGAUUCUUAAAUUCAGAGAUCAAGUAAUAAUAAUAUGCCUUCUGAAUAAGCAAGUCUUGCUAAAUAAAAAAUAAAUGAAUCUUUUCAAUAAUAAUAAAUACUUAUCAAAAAUGAAAAUAAAUAAGAUUAAAUAUUACAUAAAUCUAACUAUAAAAUACCAUCAGAACGUGAAGAAUCAAUUAUUAAUUAAUAUAGACCUACAACACCUGUUCAUACUUAAUAAUAAUAGUCUACAUUAAAAUAAAAUGAUUAAUUAUUCAGAUAAGAACCUAUAGAAAUCAAUUUCAAACCUAGUUAUGGUUUAAUAUAUCAAUAUAAUUUAGAUGAAUUUGACAAAAAAUAUGAAGAUUAAUACAAUGUUGUAGAAAAUGAAGCAAAUGAACAUGAAUUUAAUGCAGGAUGUCUAAUAUUUUGA